This is a messenger RNA of Uncinocarpus reesii 1704, 1371 nucleotides long. RefSeq lists its product as uncharacterized. The record is from RefSeq and is a predicted model, not a curated record. NCBI's taxonomy places the organism in Eukaryota, Fungi, Ascomycota, Eurotiomycetes, Onygenales, Onygenaceae. The transcript is spliced from 3 exons. Gene Ontology annotation, biological process: protein stabilization. Bases 1 to 1371 code for a protein of 456 amino acids. Gene Ontology annotation, molecular function: protein-folding chaperone binding.
AUGUCGAGCAAGCUUCUUUACUCCUGGCAUUUGGUCUGGGACUGGUUGACUGCCACCCGAACCUCCUCAAGGGCGGCAGAUUACUAUGUCAAGCGGUCUGCGGCGUACUUGCGUUUGAAGCCGGAAGAUGGAGGACCCAACGCGGAGGCGGCUCUCCGAGAUGCUGAGGUUGCGGUUCUUUUGGGCAUGAAGCGGGCCAGGCGAGAGUCUAUCAUUGCAGCGCAGCUGAGGCGGGCGAUUGCGCUCUAUCAGCUGGGCCGAUUUGGUGAUGCGGAUUUCUUGCUAGAAAUGCUUAAAGACAAGCUGAAGAUUGCUGAGGCUGUGGCGAAGGAAAAAGCGGCGGGAGUCUCACUCGCAGCGCUGGCGUCUCAGAAGGGUCGUGGUAGUAACCAUCAGGAGCUGCAGAUCUGGGGCAUGAAGGCGAAAUCUCAACUCAACAAGUUGGAGCCUGAGGAUAAGAGAGCGAUUGUGACUGUCAACGAAAUCCCUGAUGUUGUCCUCCCCGAGCCGGAGGAGUUGAAAAAGUGGCAUCAAUUGGAAUUACGGGAGAUGGGCGUUGGGGUUAACAGGGCAUCGGUAGCCCUCGAAAAGAUUGUCGCAUCCGAAGAGAAACCCAAAGUGCAAGAGACCACGACGGCCACUAACGCUAUGUCUUCCGCCGAGGUGAAAAGCAACUCGCAAUCGCCCCCGACGUCUUCCCUCCCUCAACACCCGAUUAGCAAGAAGUAUAGGCAUGAAUGGUACCAAAACAACGACACUGUCGUUGUUACUCUCUAUGCAAAGGGGGUUCCCAAGGACGAAACCAAAAUAGAUAUUCAAGAACAUUCUUUGUCAAUCACGUUUCCUACAAGCGCCGGGUCUGAUUUUACCUUUGAUUUGGACCCCUUAUUUGGUGCCAUAGACCCUACGGCAUCUACAUCGUCCAUCAUGUCGACCAAAAUCGAAAUCAAUCUCCGCAAAAAGCAACCAGGCCAUAAAUGGGGAUCCCUUGAGACAACCGCAGUCGCCAACACAUCAUCCGUAAUGUCUCCUCCGCGAGCUUUUACUACCGGCAAGGCACCAUCGUACCCUACCUCCGCUCGCGGUGGCGCCAAGGACUGGGACAAAGUUGCAGCGGAUCUAAGCAAAAAGAACAAAUCCAAGGUCAAGGACGAUGGAAGCAAGGAGGAAGAGCUUGACUCUGAUCUAGAUGAAUACAACUCUGGUGAUCCGGUUGACGCCUUUUUCAAGAAACUUUAUGCGGGCGCUGAUGAUGACACACGACGUGCGAUGAUGAAGAGUUAUUAUGAAAGCAAAGGGACGGCGUUGAGUACCAACUGGAGUGAAGUUGGCAAAGGCCCGGUCCAGGAACAUCCUCCGACGGACGACUAG